AUGACGAAAGAGAAUGAAGACCCUGUGAAAUUCGAGAUAAUUUCAAUGAAAUCGGAAAAUCCUCCGGUAAAGCCAGCACGUUCACAGUCCCAGAAAUGUCACCAAAAAUCUUCAAAGGAAACGCUAAACAGCGGAUCAGAUUUAUUUGAGCUCCUGGAGCGAUGUCAAUCCCAAAGAUUAGACGAUCAACGUUGCGUAUUGCCGUCAUACUUUUCACAGAACAAGAACGAAUCAAAUUAUGAUGAGACAUUCAAAUCGCAUUCCAACUCGAAGAUUAAUGAAACUAAUAAAGCAUCUCCUCGACGAUAUUUCAACUCUUCAGUGACAUCACCUCCAAUGUCGCCAGAAAUUCAAAAUCAGCAACCAUCAAACAGCAUGAAAAUGCUAGAAGAACUUUUAAGUACGGCAGGGAAUCCUGGAAAGUUGCCAAUGCUUGUGAAGCCACUAAAAGGUGGUUAUUGGAUUGAUUGCGGACUAAUUGAUGACGACGAUGAAGUUGGCCAAUCUGAAAGUGGUUUUAAUGACAACAAUAAUCAAAGUGGUGAAUUAAAAGGCAUUGAAGUAAAGCUUGAAACCAAUGAUCAAGCACGAUGCUAUCGUCAACAUUUCUGUGGCAAUGAACAUUCAAAUCUCAUAGGAUUUGAUGAAAACCACGGACCAGUGUUAAUGUCAAUUAAAACUGAAUCAAUCGCAAAUCAGUCUCACUUGAGAAUUUUACUUCGUCUCAAUAUUGGAACGAUGCAUGAGAUUAUUCCAACUUCAUGUAUCAGUGACAAUGCUACACCGCUUAAAAUAUGUCGUUUGUUGAACGAACAACUUCAAGUUGAAGCAUUUACACCUGUAGUAAGUCCCAUGGCAUCGAGUUUGAUAACUGAAUAUGAUGAACAUUUACUUGUCGAUAACUUUAAGUUUGGUGUUUUGUAUCAGAAAUUUGGACAAAUUGUUGAAGAACAAUUGUUCUCGAACAAUCAAACUUCUCCAGAAUUCGAAGAAUUCUUAAGUUAUUUGGGUGAGAAAAUCAAAUUGAAGAACCACAAAGGUUACAGAGGUGGAUUGGACAUUCAAAAUGGUCACACUGGUGAUGCAGCAAUUUACGAAGUUUUUGAAGAUCGCGAAAUCAUUUUCCAUGUAUCGACGAUGCUUCCAUUCACCAAUGGCGAUCCACAACAACUCCAAAGGAAACGUCAUAUCGGAAACGAUAUUGUUGCGAUUGUCUUUCAAGAGAAGAACACGCCAUUCUCACCCGAUAUGAUUGCUUCGCAUUUUCUUCACGCUUUUGUUGUCGUGCAACCACAUACAAAGUCAACGUAUAAGAUUGGAGUGUCAGCUAGAAGUGGAGUUCCAUUCUUUGGACCAGCACUUCCCAAAAAUGGAAUUAUCAAUCGAAAUGAAUUUAAACACUUUCUACUAACAAAAUUGAUUAAUGCUGAGAAUGCUUGUUACAAAGCAGAGAAAUUCGCUAAACUUGAAUUUCGAACACGCUCUCUAUUACUUCAAAAUCUUGUUGAUGACUUACAAGAUAAGACGAAGAACUUCUUAGGCUUCGAUCCAUUGAACGUUGCUCCAGAUUCUCCUGUUAAAGAUAACUCAAAGGCUGAGAGUGCAGGAAGUGCAAGUCGCUUCAUUGAUUCUGUCAAGAAAGCUUUCACAUCAAAGGCAAAGCCGCAAACAUCUGAAAGCACAAACUCAUUACCAAACCCAAAGAAAUAUAAUCAUACACAUCGAUCAUCAAAGAACAGCAACUUCUCAUCAAACUCUUCGACAUUGGAGAAGAAAUCGCCGGUGGCAAACAGUCGAUUACUUCAUCAACAGUCACUUCCAGCACCCAAAAUUUCAUCACAUCAUCAGCUUCAUCAACAAAUGUCAGCACCAGCUCAAAGUAAAGCUUCAACUAAUAAUGAACUUAUGCAAGAAAGUGACAAGUCAAGUCUUGACAGUGUAGAAUUGAACGAUUGUGAAUGUGAUAGAGGUUUCGGUUCGAUGUCAUCGUCAGAUCAAAUUAAACGUCAAAACUCAGAGAAGUCGAAAAAUGAACAAGAUGUUGAGAAGGAAGCCGAUGAUCUAAGACAGGAAGUUACGAAAUUAAAAUGCGAGAAGUUGGACUUGUUGCAACAAAAUGUGGUAUGCCAACGGACCUUGAAACUUCAUCGUGAACGUGAGUUGAAUCUCAAACACGAUUUGUCAGCAGCAAGCCAAGAAAUUUUGCGACUAAGAGAACUUCUCAAACAUUAUCAAUCAUCAGCCAUGACCGAUCUUUAAACUGUUUGAUGUUACUGUUUAUCAAUGUUACAAUGGUGCAAAAUAAAACAUUAUUUAAUUUAAUUAAAGAAAAAAGAAAAAGAAGAAAUCUAAUUUACAAAAUGUCAUACCAAAAAAAUGGAAAAACAAGAAGGAAAAUAAACAGAAAAAGAAUAAAUAAUUCUAUGCUGUAAUACUUAACUAUUUAAGACAAAGAAUGAUAAUAAAUGUUUAAUCAAAAACUUA
This is a messenger RNA of Clunio marinus, 2484 nucleotides long. The record is from the annotation of a GenBank genome assembly. Lineage: Eukaryota; Metazoa; Arthropoda; Insecta; Diptera; Chironomidae.